Struthio camelus australis is the source of this 4050-nucleotide messenger RNA. The record is from RefSeq and is a predicted model, not a curated record. Lineage: Eukaryota; Metazoa; Chordata; Aves; Struthioniformes; Struthionidae.
UGCAAGUGGUUGUUCAAAUGUAUUACUUUAUAGGGAUUCUGUUCCAGUUGUUCCAGGAGACAUCAUUCACUUGGAAGGGGAGUGUAGCUCUGGUACGUGGAUAAUAAACGAACAGUCUGGAUACCUGAUUCUUUACCCAGACCUGCUGCUUUCUGGCACUACGAUAUCAAGUAGUAUUCGAUGUAUGAGAAGAGCAGUGCUGAGUGAAAAGUUUAGGCGCUCUGAGUCUGGCUCACGCCAAAUGCUCGUUGGUACAAUUCUUCAUGAAAUUUUCCAGCAAGCGGUAACAAAUAACUUGGCCCGUGAAAAAGUAGAAGAACUAGCAAAGAAAACUGUCUAUGGACAAAAGUAUCUCAAAGAAAUGUAUCUCUUAAAUCUGAAACAAAAUGAAAUAAUGCAGGAAGUAGAAGAAUAUUUACCAUCAUUUCUUAAAUGGGCAGAAGACUUCAUGCGCAAUCCAGCUAACCAAAACAAAAUGCAACUAAAACUGUCAAGCAAUGGAAAAGUAGAAGAUUUCUCUUCCAAGAUAGAAAUUAUGGAUAUUCUAGACGUUGAAGAGACUAUCUGGUCUCCCAGGUUUGGGCUGAAGGGAAAGAUUGACAUUACAGCCAGUGUGAAAAUCCAUUGCCAGUCUGGAGUGCAGUCGAGGAUAAUGCCGUUAGAACUCAAGUCUGGCAAAGAAUCUAACUCCAUAGAACACAGAAGUCAGGUUAUUCUGUAUACGUUGAUGAAUUUGGAGCGGAAAGUAGAUCCUGAAGCUGGAUUUCUUCUUUAUCUUAAAACUGGCUCUAUGUAUCCUGUUUCUGGAACUCGUAUGGACAGAAGAGAAUUAAUUAAGUUAAGAAACCAGGUGGCCUUCUACUUAAUGCACAGUACACACAAAUCUGCUGUGGGAAGAAAGCAAACACAGCUUGCUGCUUUGCCUCCUAUAAUUGAUGACAAUCAAGCCUGUAAAUACUGCUCCCAAGCACAUAAUUGCUUUCUGUAUAGCAGAGCUGUAGAACAAAAGAUGACCAGUGCGUCUCUUCCUCCUGUUUUGGUACCCAUUAUUGAAAAAGAGACCCAGCACCUGAAACCCUCCCACUUAGAGUAUUUCAGCCUGUGGUAUCUAAUGUUAACCUUGGAGCUGCGAAGUGGAGAGAGUAAAAAGGGAUCUAAAAAUAUAUGGAUGAUACCUUCUCUGGAAAGAGAGAAGGCUGGAGAUUGUGUUGGGAACGUGAUCAGAACUGGUCAAGUGCAGGAAAUUUCUGAGGGGCAGUAUCUACAUUCUUUCCAACGUAAAAGUGGUGCAAUACCUGUAACAAAUCUCCUGGUUGGUGAUAGAGUGGUUGUGAGUGGAGAGGAAAACGGCUUACUUGGUUUGGCUGCUGGCUAUGUUAGAGAAGUCACUGUGACAAACGUCUCCUGUUUAUUGGGCAGGAAUUUGUCAAAGUUCCCAAAGAACACUGUAUUUAGAUUGGAUCACGAAGAAGGAGACUUUGGCAUAAGUGUCCCUCUUGAAAAUCUUUCCAAAUUGAUGGAAGAUUCCCCAGACAGCGAAAAGCUUCGCAACUUGAUAAUCGACUUCCACAAACCACGGUUUAUUCAGCAUUUGAGCUCUGUCCUUCCUCCUGAAGCAAAGGAAACUGUUGCAAAUAUUUUAAAGGGUCUGAAUAAACCUCAGAAACAGGCAAUGAAGCAAGUGCUGCUUUCAAAGGACUACACGCUUAUCGUGGGUAUGCCUGGAACGGGAAAAACUACUACAAUAUGUGCUCUAGUGAGAAUUCUUUCUGCUUGUGGCUUCAGUGUUCUUCUGACCAGUUUUACACACACUGCUGUAGACAAUAUCCUGCUGAAGCUAGCCAGAUUCAAAGUAGGAUUCUUGCGCUUGGGGCGAGCUCAGAAGGUUCAUCCAGAUAUACAUAAAUUUACGGAAGAAGAAAUUUGCAGGUCCAAAUCAAUUAAAUCUGUAACUGAUUUGGAAGAGCUCUAUAACAGUCAGCCAGUGGUUGCAACGUCUUGCAUGGGAGUAAAUCACCCCAUCCUUGUUCGGAAGCGGUUUGAUUUCUGUAUAGUUGACGAAGCUUCCCAAAUAAGUCAGCCCAUCUGUCUGGGUCCGCUUUUCUCCUCCAAAAGAUUUGUGUUGGUGGGGGAUCAUCAGCAGCUGCCUCCACUUGUACAGAAUGCAGAAGCGAGAGACCUUGGCAUGAGUGAAAGCUUAUUUAAGAGGCUGGAACAAAACCGGAAUGCUGUUGUCCAGUUAACUGUACAAUACAGAAUGAACAGUAAAAUUAUGUCACUGAGUAACACGUUAGUGUAUGAAGGCAAACUGGAAUGUGGCUCAGAGAAGGUGUCAAAGGCCACUGUUAACUUGCCAAACCUAAAAAAGUUGAAAGUGGAGCUUGCAGAUUCUUCAAAAAUAUGGUUGAAAGAAGUACUUGAACCAGCUACACCUGUGUGUUUUCUAAACACAGAGAAGGUCCCAGCACCAGAACAUGCAGAAAAAGGCGGUGUAAGUAACGUGACAGAAGCCAAAAUUGUUCUCUUCCUCACGUCCUUAUUUAUUAAGGCUGGCUGUAAGCCUUCAGACAUUGGUAUUAUAUCACCCUACAGACAUCAAUUAAAAACAAUCACUGACUUGAUGGCAAGACUAAAGGAGAGUAGAGUGGAAGUCAAUACUGUAGACAAAUACCAAGGAAGAGACAAAAGUAUCAUAAUUGUGUCUUUUGUUAGGAACAGCGAUGAUGAAAACCUUGGCGCCCUCCUGAAGGACUGGCGACGUCUUAAUGUUGCUAUCACAAGAGCCAAGCACAAACUAAUUAUGAUCGGUUGUGUUCCGUCCCUGUGCCGCUACCCUCCUUUAGAGAAGUUACUCUGCCAUUUACAAUCUGAAGCAAUGAUCUUCAAUCUUCCAGCAGGUGCUCAUGAAAGUAUCCAGAAAUGUAACAUUUUAUGACUGUAAAGAUCGGGAAUUUGACAGCUAUUUUCUGUAUGCUGCUGCAUGUAAAUAACUCAUCAGGGCGGUGUGAGUGCUGAUGUGCACAGUUUAAUCUGAGUCAAGUCAGACUGAAAUCGCAUCAAUUUUUUUCUUAAAGGUUUCCUUUCUGUAAAAAUGAUCAUCUAUAUGCCUUGCUUUAAUAAGCUGCUUGUUUUAGUACCUGCAUUUUUGCAGCAAACCAGAAGUAUGAAAUAUCCUGUUCCUUCAGGUACUGGAUAGCUGCUUCUUUAUUCACUUUUAUCUUAAUAGACAGUUCUCUGUAUAAAUGAAUGGAAACACUUGAGGAGGGAAUAAAUCAAUGCUGCUUUGAGUCAGUUUUCUAGGCUCCAUUUGAUUUUAAAGACUUAAUGUAGUUUACAUACAGCAGGCUUUUAUUAGCAUUCCUAAUUAAGAUAACCUGAUUCUAUGCAGUUUGGAGGAAAAUUAGGAAAAUUUUCCUUCUCUUCUUCAAAGCCUCAUGUUCCUAUUUAAAGAUUACAUCCACUUUUAAAAUACUGAACUUUUGUAUUUAUGUACAUAAUGUAAUUAAUCUCCUGAAGGUCCCUUGAUGACUUGUCUAAACCCUUUAUUUUGCAUAAAUCUGAGAAGUGUGAUACUAAUUUACUGGACUCCUUUUUAUGAGCUGAGGUAUUUAGAAAAUAAAUCUCUUAAAGUUCUGCUCAUUGAAGAUCAUAGUAAAAGUCCUGCUAGUUUCACUCCAUUUUUGAUCUCUAAUCUUUUCAUCAAAAAACAAGAAACAAAACUACAGAUGCAACUUGAUGAUCAAGAAGUUUACAUGCUUAGUGUCCCUUUAAAAAAGGAUAGCCUAUGUGCAAUACAAAGUAUCCUCUACUUGAUGGAUCUAUUUUAGUUUCCUUAUGCUACCUCAUACUGUACAAUCGUACUGAGUGAUUUCUUUCAAAGAUUACUGGAGCAAAUAUCAGGGGGUUUUUUUGAGUCCUUAAAAUCACUAGUAUUUGGGGGAUGUUUUUUCAAUGUCAAAUAGUUGAGCACAGAUUGUUGCAGAGAGACUUCUAGAUGUUAAAUGUGAGUAUCUUCCAGUUUUUUAACGUGUUCACCUGACUAUUGUAAUG